This is a messenger RNA of Sinocyclocheilus rhinocerous, 2734 nucleotides long. RefSeq names its product junction-mediating and -regulatory protein-like. The record is from RefSeq and is a predicted model, not a curated record. Gene Ontology annotation, cellular component: cytoplasm; nucleus. The transcript has 11 exons. Lineage: Eukaryota; Metazoa; Chordata; Actinopteri; Cypriniformes; Cyprinidae. Gene Ontology annotation, biological process: intrinsic apoptotic signaling pathway by p53 class mediator; Arp2/3 complex-mediated actin nucleation; positive regulation of apoptotic process. Gene Ontology annotation, molecular function: transcription coactivator activity; Arp2/3 complex binding; actin binding. The coding region runs from base 98 to 2410 and encodes 770 amino acids.
GCGUCGGGACACAAAGCAGACGGGAAUCGGUGUUAUUAACGGUUUUCUCGCGCGUCCGUUAGUCUGGCCUUUCUUCUGCUGAGCAGUGUCCGGAUCCAUGAUGGAGGACGCGCUGGAGUGCGGAUGGGUGUCGGUGCGCCCCAACGCCUUCGAGGAGAAACACAAGCACAAGUUCGUCUUCAUCGUCGCCUGGAACGAGAUCGAGGGCAAGCUCGCCGUCACGUGCCACGACCGGACCGUGCAGCGGCGCGGAGGGAGCGCGGAGCCGGAGCUCGGUGACUCGCCGCCGGACUCCAGCUGGGCCGGGCUCUUCUCGUUCCAGGAGCUGCGCGCCGCUCACCUGCAGCUGUGCGCCGUCAACUCGGACCUGGAGCCGUGUCUGCCCGCCUUCCCCGAGGAGCAGACGGUGUGGACGGUGCUGUUUGGCGCGCCGGAUCUGAGCGCGCGGGACGCGGACUCGCUCUGCUUCCAGCUGCAGGUGUAUCUGGGGCACGCGCUGGACACCUGCGGGUGGAGGAUCCUGUCCCAGGUGCUGUUCCCCGACAGCGACGACUCCGAGGAGUACUACGAGAGUCUGAGCGAGCUGCGGCAGAAGGGCUACAAAGACGCGCUCCAGAGAGCCAAGACAAACCUGCAGCAGCUGCUGGAGAAACAGCGCGGCGUGGAGCGGAUGGUGGAGCUGCUGCAGCUGUACGCGGAGCAGGACGAGGCGUAUGGAGAUCUGGUGGAGGCCACGACUGAGCUCUACCACUAUCUGCUGCAGCCCUUCAGAGACAUGCGCGAGUUAGCCAUGCUGCGCAGACAGCAGAUCAAGAUCUCUCUGGAGACGGAGCGUCUGGGCCCGCGGCGGGUGGAGUGUCUGCGCAGGGAGGAUGAGGACUGGCAGAGGAAGGCUCACACCGCUGUGCUCUCCAUACAGGACCUGACCGUCAAAUACUUCGAGACCACGGCUCGCGCUCAGAAAGUGAUGUACGAGCGCAUGCGUGCCGACCAGAGGAAGUUUGGGAAAGCUGCGUGGGGGGCGGCAGUGGAGCGCAUGGAGAAACUCCGGUGUAAGUGCGCAGAUGUGUAUGUGUCACCUGUGGUCUGCAUGUGUGUGUGUGUGUGUGUGUGUCUGCAGAUGCAGGGUCUGCAGGGGGGCGAGGAGGCCAUGGUGCGUCUGGACCAGCUGGAGGCCAUGUACUACGAACUCCAGCUGCAGCUCUACGAGACCCAGUUCGAGAUCCUGAAGUAUGAGGAGCUGCUGCUGACGGCGCAGCUGCAGAGUCUGCGCAGACAGAUGAGCGAGAGGCAGGAGGAGGUGGUUUACUACGACACCUACGAGAGUCCUGACGCCAUGAAGGCCACCGACGACCCCUCGACCCCUCUGACCCCCCCCAGAGAAGACAUGGCCAAACUCCAGCAGAGGACCAGACAGCUGGAGGCCCGCAGAGGACGCAUCACCGCCAAGAAAGCCUACCUCAAACACAAGAAGGAAAUCUGCAUCAUCAACCACACACAGAAGCAGCAGCAGCGGCAGGACGGUCCGGAAGCUUUGCUGCAGGAUGAAGAGGAGGAAGAGGAGCAGCAGCUGUCCAGAGUCAGUCAGGAGAGACAGAGGACACUGGACCGACUGCGCAGCUUCAGACAGCGCUACCCGGGUCAGGUGACUCUGAAGUCCACUCGUCUGGCGUCCUCCAGGAAGAGAGCGGGCGCCGGGCCGGAGCAGACGCAGACGCAGACGCAGGCCGCUAGCGUGCAGACGGAUGACGCUCCAGCUGCGCUGGAACAUUCGGCGGGAGUGCCAGAGCUCCGCCGGCCCGAGAGCUUCCUGUCGCUGCCUCCGAUGGGCGGAGCCGUGGCCGAAGCCCCGCCCCCUGACGCGCAUGCAUCACUUCCUCCGGCCAGAGAGCUGCUGCUGCUGGACUCGUCCACCUCUCCUCCUCUUCCUCCUCCUCCUCCUCCUCCUCCUCCCUCUCUGGAGGAGACGCCUGCAGACGCCAGCCCUGUUCGCUCUCCCCUCGGGCCGUUCACCGCACGCUUCUUCGACAGCAGCCAGCUGCUCAACGCCAGGAAGAAGCUGAGGAAGACGGCCUCGCUCGAGUCCAGCCAGUGGAGGAGAGCGAGCUCGCCGAUGGACGAGGUUCUGGCCAGUCUGAAGCGCGGAAGCUUCCACCUGCGGAAGGCCGAGCUGCGUGUUCUGGCACCCGAUCCGGACGAGGACGACGACAACAACAUCCUAGCUCAGAUCCGUAAGGGAGUGCAGCUGCGUAAGGUGCGCAGACAGGAGCGCAGCUGCAGAGGAGUGACUGCGUCUGACCCGCUGACCCGCAGCAUCCACGAGGCCCUGCGCCGCAUCAAAGAGGCUUCACCCGAGUCUGAGUCCGAGUCUGAGGACGAGACGCCAGCCUGCACCGACUGGGAGAGCUGAAGUGUGUGUGUGUGUGUGUUUACCUCACAGCAGAUCACUGAUCAUCAGCCCGGAGCGUUUAUUCCACUUACUACUCAUUCAUCUACUUUUAUUCUAUUCUUUGUCUUGACGUAUGAAAGCCGGAGGAGAUACGAGAUGUGUUUCCAUGUUCUCCUGAUCACCUUCUGAUGCAAACCAACCAGCUCUGAAAUUAAUCACGCCUAUGUCAAAAAACAUUCUUAUUAAAUAAAAAAAAAACUGAAACAAAAUAUAAAUACUGCAUAAAAAAAGCUUGUUGCCUUGGCAAUUAAUUGGAAAACACUAUUAUUAAGCGGAAAUAAAUAA